AUGUAUCGUCAGAUACUCGUGAAGGACUGCGAUAAGGCAUUGCAACGAAUUUUGUGGCGCAGCGAUGCUAAUGAGCCGAUAGCAGUGUACGAGUUGAACACGGUCACAUACGGCACGGCCUGUGCUCCGUUCUUAGCCAUCCGAACCCUGCAGCGAAUCUUUGAUGAUCAUGGCACCAAGUUUCCGAAGGCAAUGGCAUGCAAGGCAGAUUUUUACGUCGAUGAUUUGCUGUCCGGUGCAACGACAACACGUGAUGCACAAGAAAUGGCCGGGCAGUUAAAUAAGUUACUUUCGUGCGGAGGAUUCAGUUUAAGAAAGUGGGCAUCCAAUUGCCCAGAAGCGCUGAAAGAUAUUCCGGAAGAUCAAAGAGCAACCAACCCACAGCAUGAAUUGGCAGCCGAGACCAGCUCUAUUUCGACGCUUGGAUUAUUGUGGACACCUGAAUCGGAUAUUUUACAAGUCCAGGUUAAGCUACCGAUACAGGAGAGCAAAUGCACGAAACGACAGGUGCUAGCAUGUAUUGCACGUAUCUACGAUCCACUCGGCUUCAUAGAUCCGGUUAAGAUGAAGGCCAAGCUUUUUAUGCAGCAAAUUUGGAUGUUGAAGGGAACAGAUAAGCGCGCUUGGCCAUGGGAUGAAGAACUCCCGGAACAGUUGGCUCGAGAUUGGAUGUCAUUUUUUAUGCAGCUACAUCUCUUGGAAAAGGUACGCAUUCCACGGGUAGUUAUUCAGAGUGAUACGUUAUCGAUGCAGUAUCACCUGUUCUGCGAUGCAUCAGAGAAAGGCUACGACUUUGUAUCCGUUGGUAACAUACCCAACUGUUGGGAACACCCUGUGUCGCGAUUGCCGAUCGGUUGA
Messenger RNA from Anopheles stephensi (Asian malaria mosquito), 858 nucleotides. RefSeq lists its product as uncharacterized. The record is from RefSeq and is a predicted model, not a curated record. The transcript has 2 exons. The coding region runs from base 1 to 858 and encodes 285 amino acids. NCBI's taxonomy places the organism in Eukaryota, Metazoa, Arthropoda, Insecta, Diptera, Culicidae.